GUAAACAUUUUGAUCGUCGAGGUACCGGAGGAAUGUUAAAUAUAAUGAGCCUUCAACUACUAAAUAAAAUACCUCGAUCUGCGUGUUUUAACACUACCAAGUGUCUAAAUAUAAGAUAUUGCACUAAAACGAAACAAGAAGAAGAUUAUGAAAUACCUACGAAUACAUUAAGGAAGUACUUUAGCGCAAAUGAUCAAGUAGAGAAUGGAGUUAUAUAUGAUGGUAAACCAUUUAAGUUUAGAUGUGAAGCAGGAAAAAAAUAUUCUUGGUGUUUGUGCGGUAAAAGUAAUAGCCAACCCUUCUGUGAUGGUACUCACAGAAAUAUUCAUCUAAAAAUCAAACAAAGGCCCAUAUUCUUUAGUGUUGAAAAAACUAAGGAUUAUUGGCUUUGUAAUUGUAAACAAACAUCUAAUAGACCUUUCUGUGAUGGGACACAUAAAAGAGAAGACAUACAGCUCAAGAAAAAAUAAAAAUGUAUAUAAUUAUGUAAACUUCACUCUUCUGUAGAGCAAAUACAUAAUAUAAAUUUUUAUUGUUAAAA
This is a messenger RNA of Dufourea novaeangliae, 541 nucleotides long. RefSeq names its product CDGSH iron-sulfur domain-containing protein 3, mitochondrial. Gene Ontology annotation, cellular component: intracellular membrane-bounded organelle. The transcript has 2 exons. Gene Ontology annotation, molecular function: 2 iron, 2 sulfur cluster binding. The coding region runs from base 33 to 470 and encodes 145 amino acids. The record is from RefSeq and is a predicted model, not a curated record. Lineage: Eukaryota; Metazoa; Arthropoda; Insecta; Hymenoptera; Halictidae.